CCCUGAUUCCUUUUGAAAACUUUGUAGACCCAAAUGGGAGACAGCCAUGAGGACACAGACUGUUGUCAGGCCUGUGAUGCUGUAGCUGGUGGCUCCUCUGCCCUUCCAGUUAUUCCCAAUGAUGUUCAUUUGGUACCCGUGCUGGUGAGUGGAAAAGAGACUGAGCAGCUUUAUUUCUGGGAAUCUGAAUCUUCUCUUCAUGCUCAAAACUUUAAUUGGAGUGAUGGUGGCAAAGGUUGGGCACCUGAAGAUUACCAGGAACCAUCCUGGGGUGUGGAUAAAGCUAAAAAGUGUGGCAGUGCUUCAGAACCUGAGAGAAAUUUGGUGCUGUCUGAUUCCUCGUUUCAUUCUCACUAUUCUUCUGAUCGAGAUCCUGAUAGUGGAAGAGUGUUGGAAUGCCGUUCUUCUUCAUCAAAGUGUCAUCGUAACAGUGAUUCAAAGCAUUCUAGUACACAAAGGACCAUAAAAUGUUUGAGAAGCCCUCUGAGGCAAGGCCGUCAUUUAAGAUCCCCUCUGAGACGAAGGUGGCAUUCAAGAUCCCCAGUGAGGCGAGACCGCACCCAUUCCCAGGACUCAAACAGAUCAUCUGGGGAGAGAGAGAUAACCAGGACAGAUUAUUGCUGUAAAUGUCACUGUAAGUGUUGCCAGAAUCCAUCCCCAGAGAGGUUCCAGGAGAGAGAGCUUCCCCACUCUUAUUCAGCUCAUAAAAUGCAUCGCUACCAUCCCUCCAAAGAAACCAGCAAAUCCUACAGAACAUCAUGUUCCUACUCUCCAGAGAACUCUAUGAUGACAAGAAAAAAGAAAUCAACGCACCAUGAAAAAACAAAAAAAGGGAGAUCAACUUCAGUGAAACAAAAAGGGAGAUCAGCUUCAAUGAAACAAAAAAAGUCUUCCAAGGUAACAGGGAAUGGUGGAAAAGUCCUAGCUCCUCUAAAUCAUGAUGCUGCUUUAGCUAUUGAAACAUCCAUUCCAGCAGAGACUACAGAAAACUUUCAGUCUGCAAACACAGAAGCAUAUGAGUCGGUCCAACUAGCACCCAGCAGUGAAGACACAGGCUUUCCUCACCAACCCUGUGCUGAGAAGGAAACUGGCACUUCAGCUCCAUCCAAGAUUGUUGAGGACCCUCGUUCUGUGGCUGUGCUAACAAAAAGGAACCAGAUCGAACAGGAUUAUCUACAGGUUGUUCUCAAUUUUGCUGUGGUGGCCACUUUGCUGUUGCAGAAGGAGCCCUGCAUGGAGCAGGCACUGGAAGUAGCACUGCGCACCAAUAUAAGAUGUGUUGGGGACUACUAUGAAAGCAAGCUGAAGAAUUUCAUUGACAACUAUGACUUAUCUGAGACCCCCUGAAAGGCAUAAUGAGAAGAUCUGAUGGUCAGUGUGGCCAAAGCCUUUUGGAGGACAGAAUCAGUGGGGUGGGAAAUUGCAGGAGGUUUUUAUUUUAACUAAAAGGUUAUAUAAGGCUCCUCUGUGAAAUGGAGUAGAGAUGAGAAGCCCCCGAGUUCAGGUUGCAGCAGUUAGAGGUUGUGGAGGCAGUGGGUGAAAGUCUUGGGACCCUUGUUGCUGGGAUGGGGGAAAGAAGAUCCGUCUUUCGUACAGAAGUGUUGUGGCAGGUUCUUGGGACAUGUUGACUUAAGGCUUUUGGAGAGGCCAGUAACUCCUAUACAGGAGUAAUUGGGAUUAGAGUAGUAAACUGAUUCUGGCGUUCUGCCCCUGCAUAUAUACACACAAACACACGCUUUUGCAAAUAAUAAAAUUUGGAAACAACG
Heteronotia binoei (common prickly gecko) is the source of this 1766-nucleotide messenger RNA. Its product is annotated as periphilin-1-like. NCBI's taxonomy places the organism in Eukaryota, Metazoa, Chordata, Lepidosauria, Squamata, Gekkonidae. Gene Ontology annotation, cellular component: nucleoplasm. The transcript has 10 exons. Bases 34 to 1347 code for a protein of 437 amino acids. Gene Ontology annotation, biological process: negative regulation of DNA-templated transcription; protein localization to heterochromatin; negative regulation of gene expression, epigenetic. The record is from RefSeq and is a predicted model, not a curated record.